Molecule: messenger RNA, 5847 nt
Organism: Cuculus canorus (common cuckoo)
Lineage: Eukaryota; Metazoa; Chordata; Aves; Cuculiformes; Cuculidae
Gene: EEF2K
Product: eukaryotic elongation factor 2 kinase
Exons: 19
Coding region: 686-2917 (743 amino acids)
Biological process (GO): protein phosphorylation
Molecular function (GO): calcium ion binding; ATP binding; elongation factor-2 kinase activity
Source: RefSeq, a predicted model, not a curated record
CUCCGCUGGGCGGCUGUAGCCUUUAAAAGGCCGGCGGCCACGGGGCGAGGCUCGGCCGUGUCCGAGAGGGGUAGCGCGGAGAGCUUACAGCGACCUCCCAGCGCUGAAGGGGCUGCAGGAGAGCUGGGAGGGGCUGUUCACAAAGGACUGUGGGGACAGGACGAGGGGCAAUGGGGAUAAACUGGAGAGGGGCAGAUUUAGACUGGACAUAAGGAGGAAUUUCCUCACGCUGAGGGCGGUGAGGCCCUGGCCCAGGCUGCCCAGGGAAGCUGUGGCUGCCCCAUCCCUGGAGGGGUUCCAGGCCAGGUUGGAUGGGCCUCGGAGCCCCUGAUCCAGUGGGAGGUGUCCCUGCCCAUGGCAGAGGGUUUGGAAUGAGAUAAUCUUUAAGGUCCCUUCCAACCCAAACUAUUUUAUGAUUCUAUGAGUAUUUAAAAUUUUUUAAAUACAAUAACAAAUGUCAGCCGGGCAGCAGAUGGUGUUUGCAGUCCCUCAGAUUUUAUAGUAUUGUUCUAUACUUGUUUAUCUUCUUUUCUCAAUCUUGUAGCAAUUUCAAAACUAGCUGCCUUCUGGGAACCUUUAUCUGGCACCGAGGAGUUCAAAACUACAUCUUCUUCCCUCCGUUUGGCUGUGCAUUGGAAUAGUGGCUGUUUAAUCAUUGCUGGAGUUAAACCGACCUCCCACAAACAUGGCAGACGAGGACCUUAUUUUUCGUAUGGAAGGGAUCGAUAAUGCCAGACCAACUACAGCGAACUCUGGAAAUUAUCUUGAUGCUGAUAGUGAUGAUGAAGACAAUUAUUUUAUCUGUCCAAUAACUGAUGAUCCAGUUUCUAACAAGUCUGCCAGUAUCGAAGUUGACAAUUACUAUAGCAACUUAGCAAAAACUGAUCAGUACAGUUCAAGCUCUUCUCCUAGAAAUUCUUUUAGCUUUAAGAAUGGCACACAGCAUCGUUCUAAGCACGGCUCUGUGGUUGACCAUAGUCGGGAAGCCUGGAAACAUGCUAUUCAGAAAGCGAAGCACAUGCCAGAUCCAUGGGCUGAAUUUCAUCUUGAGGACAUUGAGACGGAACAAGCCACUCGUUACAGGUACAAUGCAAUUACUGGGGACUGGGUUGAAGAUGAAGUCCUCAUCAAGAUGGCUUCACAACCUUUUGGCCGUGGAGCAAUGCGAGAAUGUUUCAGAACGAAAAAGCUGUCCAACUUCUUACACACACAAAACUGGAAGGGUGCCUAUAACUAUGUUGCCAAGCGAUACAUAGAGAGUGUGGGCAGGGACGUGUAUUUUGAGGAUGUUCGACUUCAGAUGGAAGCAAAACUCUGGGGAGAAGAGUACAAUCGGCACAAGCCACCAAAACAGGUUGACAUAGUACAGACCUGUAUUAUUGAAAUGAAGAACCGACCUGGAAAGCCUCUCUUUCAUCUGGAACAUUACAUUGAGGGCAAAUACAUCAAAUACAACUCAAAUUCUGGAUUUGUGCGCGAUGACAACAUUCGUCUUACUCCGCAAGCCUUUAGUCACUUCACCUUUGAGCGCUCAGGACAUCAACUCAUUAUUGUUGAUAUCCAGGGAGUUGGAGAUCUUUACACAGACCCUCAGAUCCAUACAGAGAACGGUACAGAUUUUGGAGAUGGCAACCUAGGUGUUCGAGGUAUGGCCUUAUUCUUUCAUUCUCAUUCCUGCAACAAGAUUUGCAAAAGCAUGGGGCUUGCACCAUUUGAUCUUUCAUCUAAAGAGAAAGAUGCCUUGGAUCGUAAUAAAAAAUUGCUUGAAUCUGCUCAAACAAUUCUCCGUGGCACAGAGGAAAAAUGUGGCAGCAGCCGGGUGAGAACGGUUUCUGGUAGUCGGCCUCCUCUGCUCUUCCGCCUGUCCGAAAACUCUGGAGAUGAAAGCAUGAGCGAUGUGGCGUUUGACUCUCUACCCUGCUCUCCUUCCUCAGCAACCCCUCACAGCCAGAAGAUGGACAUGCUUAAUUGGCCUGUGUUCAGUGAAGUAGAUAACUUGGUUCACAAAGACUAUGAUCAGCUUGAUAACCAAAGGGAUUUUGAAAAUGGUGGAGACAGUGGAUAUCCGAGUGAAAAGAGAAGUGAGCUAGAAGAUCUAGAUCAUAAAGAAAGGGGUCAUUCAAACAACAACAACCGAAGACAUGAAUCUGAUGAAGAUAGUUUGGGAAGCUCUGCAAGAAUCAAUGUGGAGAAAUGGAAUCUCUACAACUCUUCCAGAGUCCACAUCCACAGACCGUCCUGUGUUGCCCAAGAAAUUCAGAGGCUCAAUGCACUAGAACUUGAAAAGAAAAUUGGGAAGUCAAUCCUUGGGAAGGUUCAUUUGGCCAUGGUUCGCUAUCACGAAGCUGGGCGUUUCUGUGGGAAAGACACGGAAUGGGAUCAGGAGUCAGCCCUGUUUCACCUGGAGCAUGCUGCAGACUGCGGGGAGCUGGAAGCCAUCGUUGGCUUAGGGCUCAUGUACUCUCAGUUGCCACAUCACAUUCUUUCUGAGGUCACUGUGGAGGACACAAAGGGGAACAGAAAUAAAGGAUUUGAAUACUUGCUGAGAGCAGCAGAAGCUGGAGACCGGCCUUCCAUGAUUCUGGUAGCAAGAGCAUAUGAUACAGGUGUAAAUCUUGGUUCAGACAGAGUACAGGAUUGGAAGGAGGCUCUGUACUGGUACAAUGCUGCACUGAACAUGACCGAUUAUGAUGAGGGAGGUGAAUAUGAUGGCACUCAGGAUGAGCCUCGGUAUCUGCUCCUGGCCAGGGAAGCAGAGAUGUUAAUGAUUGGAGGGUUCCACCUGAAUAAGGAUCCACAGAGAUCAGGGGAGUUGUACACAGAAGCAGCAGAAGCAGCAAUGGAAGCCAUGAAAGGCAGACUGGCAAAUCAGUACUACCAAAAAGCAGAAGAGGCUUGGGCAAUGAUGGAAGAAUGACACUGCAACUGGGCAGUUCUUUUGUAUAAUUUUUUUUAUGGACUUGCUGCAUUUGCAGCUAAAAAGAUAUAUUUUUAUGUGGCGUUACCAGUUCCUUUUCGGUUUUUUAGUUUUUUAAUUUUGGGGGAGGGGUGAAAUCCAAAUGUCAGUGGUAUGUGGGGUGCCAUAGUGUACUUCUGCUAGUGUUUUAAAGCUGUAAUACAGAUACACAUGACCUUUUGUAUUUUUUAACUGUUAAAACUGAAGGGCCUAGUUUUUUUGAUUAGAAAUGAAACUGAUGUCUGUUUUUUACACAGCAAAUGAUGAGUAUGUUUACAUUUUUUUUCUUCUUCCCACAUAUGGAAAAUAUUUUCCUAAACUGUCAGCAUUUCUUCAUUGGUUUUGGUGUAUCUCACCAAAUUUGCAUGUGAAUGUAGAUUUUCAGUUUAAGCAUGUAGCUGCUCAUUUUAAUAAGUAGUCCCAUUCUGUUACACUGAUGUUAUUGGGCACUUCUGUUAUUCAUCUCAAACAAAUUCCAGAUUAAAUCCUUACAGUUUGGAGAAGUGCAGGGAAGAUGCUUCAGAUAAGCAGUGAGGAUAUUUCGUAGAGGAAUGUGUUUCAUUCAUUACCAGCAUGGCAUAUUUUACCAUCAGAAAAUCACUGAUGUUCCUGAUAAGGUGAGGCAUGCAGCUACCUCUCUCAUUUUCACAUUUUGCACCAUAUAAUAACGGUGUGGUAUUUGUCCAACAGUGCGCAGUAGCAAGAUCUGUAGUAUAUGGGUGCUUUGAAGUUAUUUUUAUAGUGACCUCUCAGUUCUCAGUGAAGCUAGAUCAUCUCACUUAAAAUGAGAAUACUUUCCACCAUUUCCAGAGGAGAGUUUGCAAAGGUUGGAGAAUGUUGACUCACCUAUUUCUAUGUAUAGAAAAUAACUUACCUGGUUUAAACAGCUUUCAAGAGAGUGUUUUAUCUGUGAGUGGUUUCAAACAGCUAGAGAAAAUUGCUGGUUACAAAGGAAAAAAUGUGUUAUCCCCAAAACACUGUCUCCUGUUUGCAUAAUCCUAAGAUUAAUGGGAGGACAAAUACAUGGUGGUGGUUGAAUUCUUGCAGAGAAACAAGUUUUCUUCCAAAUUCAGUAUAUUUUCCUGAAGCUGCUGUGCCAUUUAUAUAGAUAGUACAGAAGUCAUUCCUGUCUCUUGAUUGUGGUUAACAGUCAUUUUGCAGGAAAUUAAGAUGGAAGCUUUUUGUCUUCUUGGCCCCAGAGUCUCCUGAGGGUGUGAAGUGAUGUGAAUAAGGGCAGUCCCCAUGAAGUGCUGAAUGCCUGACCUGUAAUGCUGAUCAGCCUCGCUUUAGCCAGGCUUUUAAAUGCAUGCUUAAAACUAAGCAGGCUGCUAGAUGAUGCAGAUGAUUCCAUUGGGACUUCCUGCAUGCACAGCUGAGUAAUAUUAAUAUCUUCUGAAAUGUAGAAACCAUUCAAGGAACAGAAAUCAGUUCUUCCUUUCCUGUGUGAGUGCCCACUACUGGGCUCCAGAGUUGUGCUCCCCAUUAACUCUUUCUGGCAAGUGGAACUUAAAUUAUUGUUUAAGCAGUAUCCAAACAUAAUGUUAUUAACAACAGCCACUGUCUGAAAGAGGUGAUAUCCUGGUAGUUAAGGAAGUGAGAUGGGAAGAUUUAAUCCUCUGUAGGAGGGAAGAAAAAGUUAUCUUUGCAUAUCACGCUUCUGGAUGGGUGCUGGAACCACCAGGCAGUUGUAGCCCUCAGUAGCCAGUGGCAACACUUCUUGCUGUAUAAUGCAGGGGGUGUAAGAAAGUAGUGCUUAUAACGUUUUCGUUUUGUUUUGAGAGUGAAGGUUAAGCUCUUUACCCGUUAAUGGAUGAAUAUCUGAUUUCUAGAUCUCAGUUUGGCUUAGGAAACUACUAAGCUAGGUACUAAAAUAACCAGGGUUUUUUGGACCUAAUAUACUGAAAUGGAACCAGAGUUUGUAGGUUCACAAGUCAGGUGGAUGUUUUGAGUGCCUAAAGUUAGGCUUGAGGUGCCUAAAGUGUCUUUUGGAUGUGGCCUUUUUGCUCUUUCAGUUCAUAGCAUUAAAAUGUGAGCUGUCAAUGGAAGUUGAAUGUGUCAUUCACCUCUGAGGACAGCUGAACAGUCAGUGUUUUGUGCAGAACCCAUACAGCACAGGCAAUAUGACAAAUUCAGACAAUGAUUUGUUUUCCUCAUAAGGUGUUGAUGCCAGAUCUGAGGUUUACAUUGAGAAGGAAGCAUGUGUGACAGCACCACCAUGUAGGGAGGAGAGGAGACUGACUAUGCCCAUCUGAAAGGUGUAAGUAAAGGAUGUAGAGUGUAAUUAUUGACACUUUUUGGUGUAGUUUGCUAAAUUCAGCAGGUGCUAAAGUUGCUGACGGGUCUCUGUAGAUCUGAUAUGUAAAUGUGCACACAGCUCAGUGAAAAAAUUAGUGCUUUGUUUGCCAAUACUGCUUUUUCAGAGACAUAGACAACCUUCUGUCCUAGAGGGACAGAAUAUAUCCCUAAGAGGGUAUCAUAUCAUUUAGCUGUACAAUAAAUAGGUCUGUCAAUAAUUUGAAAAUGGAAAUUGUUUACAGAAAUAUGCACAACUUGUUCUAUGACAUUCUUUUGAAGAGAAAUACUAUAUAUUUGACAGCCUUUUGGAAUGAUAUCACUAUAUGCUGUAUUUUUAAUCUAUUCACAAAGAAUAAAUAAAAAUCUGUAUUUUUUAAAAAUGUGAAAACAAAUCUGAGGCUCAGUCUGCCAGAACUUACCUGGGUUCAGUGUUUCUGCAUGCGAGUGGGAAUAUUGCUUGGGUAAGGACAACGAGAUGCAAGCCUUUCUUUGUAUGUUAGACAUGCAAAUACUGAUUGCCUGCAUUAGUUAGUCCUUUCAUUCACGUUGUCUGGUUUCAUUCUGGCUGGUCAAUAAAGUUGUUCUUUUUGUCACCU